Molecule: messenger RNA, 415 nt
Organism: Oppiella nova
Lineage: Eukaryota; Metazoa; Arthropoda; Arachnida; Sarcoptiformes; Oppiidae
Source: the annotation of a GenBank genome assembly
GUUUUAAAUACACAAACCAUUGCUAAAUCUCUGACUUUGUUUGGCUGUAUGUUUAACUCGACUGACUUUAAAACUCCACUCAUUGCUGGCAAAGAGUGCGCAACUAAACAGGGUCUCGAUUGGGCGGCCAUUGAUGAGUGCGCGACGGGACCGUUGGGUCGGGGACUACACCUUCAGGCUGGAGAGGUGUACAAUAAGGCCACUCCCAAGGGCUUCACUUUACCACAUAUUGUGAUUGAUGGUAAAUGGACGGCAGAGAUCAAUGAUAAAGCUGAAAAGGACCUGGUGGCACUCGUAUGUGACACCUAUACUGGCACAAAACCAGACGCGUGUAAAAAAUAAGCAAAGUUAUAUAUUUUUGUCAAAUAUUAAAUGUUUGCAUUAAAUUAUUAAAUACUUUAUUUUAAUUGUGAAA